This is a messenger RNA of Phalaenopsis equestris, 4321 nucleotides long. RefSeq names its product elongator complex protein 1. Gene Ontology annotation, molecular function: protein binding; tRNA binding. Lineage: Eukaryota; Viridiplantae; Streptophyta; Magnoliopsida; Asparagales; Orchidaceae. Gene Ontology annotation, cellular component: elongator holoenzyme complex; cytosol. The transcript has 5 exons. Gene Ontology annotation, biological process: tRNA wobble base 5-methoxycarbonylmethyl-2-thiouridinylation. The record is from RefSeq and is a predicted model, not a curated record. Bases 244 to 4197 code for a protein of 1317 amino acids.
UUGGUUACCCUAAACGGACUCACAUUAUUGACACCCUCAACACGCUUCAAGCGCCGAUCCCCAGCAUUUCUCUCCCGCUCUCGCUGAUCGCCAGCGCCGCCACCGACGCCGCCGAAGAACAUCUGCAGAUUCAUUGUCUCUGCAACUUCCGACGCCAUAGUGAAUUUCGCCACUCUGUGUCCUCGUCUCUGAGUGAAUCAGGGUUUUCCCAAUUCAGUUUAUUCUCGUAAUCGGUAGACAGAGAUGAAAAACCUCAAGCUUUAUUCAUUCCCUUCCUUCGACCUCGACCUGCAAUCGGAAGAAGAAACUCUUCUUCUCUCCGCUUUUGAUAUCGAACGCAACCGACUGUUCUUCGCCUCGUCGGCCAACAUCAUCUACGCAUUUGAGCUUCCUUCGUCUCAAGCAUGGAACAAAUCUCUUCUAUCGCCUCAGUUCUCUUCAGUUACUCUGGACCCUGGGGACUUCAUAACUGCUAUGGAUUACUUGAUGGAGAAGGAGGCUUUGGUGCUUGGCACAUCAGAUGGAUCCCUUAUACUGCAUACCAUGGAUGACAGCACAACUGAACUUGUUGGUAGAGUGGAGGGUGGUGUUAAACACAUUGCAUGCAGUCCGGAUGGAGCUCUUCUGGCCAUAACUUCUGGAAUUGGGCAAUUACUUGUUAUGACUCAAGAUUGGGAAGUUUUGCAUGAAUCUGCUCUCAACCUAAAGAAUGAUGCCAUAGGUGAUGUGGAUGGUUAUCCCUCCCAUUUUCAUGCCCCAAUUUCUUGGAGGGGUGAUGGGAAGUAUUUUGCUACUCUUGGUGGACUCCAUGAAUGCUACUCCAAGAAGUUGAGGAUUUGGGAGCGUGAAUCCGGAAUUUUACAUUCUGAGAGUGAACCCAAGGCUUUUGUGGGAGAAGCCUUAGAUUGGAUGCCGAGUGGCGCCAAGAUUACAAUGGCUUAUGAUUGCAAGAUCGCAACCAAACCGCUUAUAGUUUUCUUUGAGAAGAAUGGGCUCGAGCGAAAUUCCUUAUGCAUGGAUGAACCAGCAGAAAUCAGUAUCGUAAAAUGGAAUUGCAGUUCUGACCUUCUUGCUACUUCUGCCAAGUGUUCUCAGCAUGAUGCUAUAAAAAUUUGGUUUUUCAGUAACAACCAUUGGUACUUGAAACAAGAAAUAAGACAUUCAAAGAGCGAAGGUGUGAAAUUCAUGUGGAACCCAACAAAGCCGACAAAUCUCAUUAUUUGGACUGUCGGUGGAACAAUUACAAGCUACAAUUUUGUGUGGAUUACUGCUGUAACAGAGAAUUCAACUGCACUGGUUGUUGAUGGCUCUAGACUAUUAGUUUCUCCGCUUAAUCUGUCCCUCGUACCACCUCCCAUGUCUUUGUUCAUCUUAAAGUUUCCAGCUUCCAUUCAGGAUGUUGCUUUUCUUCAUAACAGCUCUAAGAACCAUUUGGCUGCAAGCCUCUCAGAUGGGAGUUUAGGUGUUAUGGAGCUUCCUAGGAUAGAUUCGUGGGCGCGAUUCGAGGAUGAAGAAUUUGUCAUCGAAACUGCAAGGUUGGAUUUAAAGUUUAGAACAUUUGCACAAAUCAUGUGGUUAGAUUCUCACCUCUUGCUCGGUGUGACUCGCAACCCAUGUGAUUCACUCUCAAAAUCAUCACGAGAUGAGAGCGAACUUAUUCAUCAAAAUUUGAAUUGUUCUGCAUAUUCUUUGUUGGAGUUCGAAGUUGUAUGCUCGGUGGAUUCUAUACCUGAACUCUUAAAUUCUUCGGGUUGGCAUGCAAAUCUCUCUAAGAGUUCGCCUCUUGAAGGGGUUGUUGUUAGCAUUGUCUCAAAUCCUUGUAAAAAGGCAUCUGCUUUUGUUCAGAUGGAAGGGGGAACUAUCUUCGAUUAUACGUCCGGUUUUUCUUUAAGAAGAGGAUCACGAUUCGGUGAGCCCGACCCCGAACACGGAUUUUCAGCAUCAUGCCCGUGGAUGAAAGCAGUUCAGGUUUGUGACAAUGGCGAUGCGAAGCCUUUACUUUUAGGGCUCGACUACGAUGGAAAACUUCGGGUUGGGAAGCGAGUUUUAUGCAGUAAUUGCAGUAGUUUUACAUUAUAUUCUAGUGGUUGUGGCGGUGCUGAGCAAAGUACACAUCUUUUUCUCACUACAAAGCAGGAUUUUUUGUUCAUUGUUAGCAUAGAUGAUAUUUUACAGGGAAACAAGGAAAUAAAAAUCGAAAGCUUAAAAGACCUGCCAAAUAGACGAGAUAAAGAUAAAGACUUUAUUAAUAUAUGGGAAAAAGGCGCAAAAUUGAUCGGAGCUCUCCACGGAGAGGAAGCUGCGAUCAUUUUACAGGCGCAUCGGGGCAGCUUGGAAUGUAUUUAUCCAAGGAAGCUGGUCCUUCUUUCGAUACUUAAUGCUUUACAACAGAGGCGCUUCAAAGAAGCAUUGGCUAUGGUGAGGCGGCAUCGGAUAGAUUUUAAUUUCAUUAUUGACUGCUUUGGUUGGCAAAGAUUCAUUAAAUCAGCUGCAGAGUUCGUUAAACAAGUAGACAACCUUGCUUAUGUCACAGAAUUUGUUUCGUCCAUAAAAGGUGGAAAUGUGAUGGAUAGUUUGUACAAAGAUUACAACUGUCCAUCUAUUACUGAUGAAACUUCCAAUGUGAGUAUGGAAAGCUCCAAUUUUAUUGAAGAGGGAAAGGUAAAUUCUGUUCUGCGAGCGAUACGAAAGGCUCUUGAAGAACAAGUACGAGGAAGUCCGGCACGAGAGCUCUGUAUAUUGACAACUUUAGCUCGAAAUGAGCCACCUGCUUUAGAGGAAGCGCUUAACAGAAUAAAAUCAAUCCGCGAGAUGGAAGUAUUGGGUGUGAAUGAUGCUGAAAGGAGCUCAUUCCCUUCUGCUGAAGAAUCCUUGAAACAUCUGUUAUGGUUAGCUGAUUCUGAAGCCGUCUUUGAAGCUGCUUUGGGUCUUUAUGACAUAAACCUUGCUGCCAUUGUUGCAUUAAACUCUCAAAAGGAUCCUAAAGAGUUUCUUCCCUAUCUCAAAGAGCUGGAAAAUUCACCGCCGGUUGUAAUGAGAUACUCAAUCGACCUGAGGUUACGAAGGUAUGAGAGUGCACUUAAGCACAUGUUUUCGGCCGGCGAAGACCAUUAUGAAGAUUGCUUGAAUCUUAUGAAGCAAAAUCCACAACUUUUUUCACUUGGCCUUCAAUUAUUCGCCAAAAGUGCUCAUAGAACUGAAGUCAUAGAGGCAUGGGGCGACCAUCUUUAUGAUGAGAAAUGCUUUCAAGAUGCUGCUUCUGCUUAUUUGUGUUCUUAUUCUCAUCAUAAGGCCUUGAAAGCUUAUAGGGGUGCAGGUGAUUGGAAAGGUGUGCUCACAGUAGCUUCACUUAUGGGUUUAAACAAAGGAGAUGUCUGUCAACUGGCGAACGAACUUUGCGAAGAAUUUCAAGCACUCGGUAAACCGGUGGAGGCAGCCAGGAUUGUGUUGGAGUAUUGUAAUGAUGUUGGUCGAUGCGUAGGGUAUUAUAUUAUGGCACGAGAAUGGGAAGAGGCUCUUAGAAUUAGUCGUAUGGAUGAGAGUGAGGAUUUUGCUUCCCGUGUUGAAGAUGCAGCUUUGGAAUGUGCAAGUUCGUUGAUGUCGGAUUAUAAGGAGGCGCUCGAAAAACUUGGGAAGUACUUGGCUCGCUAUCUCGCUGUACGUCAGAGAAGGUUACUACUUUCUGCCAAGGUUCAAUCAGAGGGCAGAUUGACAGAAAAUACGGAUUAUGACACUGUUUCUGAAAUCAGCAGUAGUUUUAGUGAGAUGAGUGCAUACACCACAAGGACUGCUAAGAAUUCAGUUACUUCAACCGCCUCAACUAACAUUACAAAGUCGCGAUGCAAAGCAAAUAAAAGAGGAAAGAUUCGAGCCGGAAGCCCUGGAGAGGAGAUGGCACUGAUUGAGCAUCUGAAAGCCAUGGCUCUCACCGACGAUGCUCUUCGUCAGCUUAAAUCCUUACUGUCAGCUCUUCUGAUGCUGGGAAAGGAGGAGAUUGCUCGGCCGCUCCAAUCUUCGGGAUAUAACUUUCAGUUGUCUCAAUAUUCUGCUGUUAAACUUGCAGAAGAUGUCAUGGCUACUGAUAGGAUAGAUGAUAGAACACAGACUUUGGAGCAUUACAUUGAACAGAGGAGAGAAUCAUGGCUUUCUGAAGCUCGGUCAUGGCAGUUCAAAGUAUUGGCUCCUCUUAGCAGGUAGAAAGUGCUCGGUUUGCAGUACUAUUUAUUGAAAAGUCUGAUUUUUAUGACCAAAGGUGGGAUUUUUAAUACUUGAUUGUGUUGUAUGAUCAGGAUCCUUUUUAUUUAUUGAUUUUAAUGUUGAA